UGUAUGGGAUGCCACCAAGAUGGCGGGAAAGGACUGGCUCACCUCCUUCCUUGAACGCAACAAUACAUUGUCUAUUCGCCGACCUCAAGCCACCAGCAUGUCCCGUUCCACCAGCUUCAAUAAAACAAAUGUGACUGCUUUUUAUAACAACCUGCAGACAGUUCUUGCCCGCUACCUUUUUGAAGCAAAGGACAUUUGGAACGUGGAUGAAACAGGUACCACGACAGUCCAAGUGCCAGAUAAAAUAAUCGCCACCAAGGGGAAGCGCCAGGUCGGUGCAGUGACCUCUGGGGAGAGGGGGACAUUGGUCACCACUGCCCUUGCAGUAAAUGCACAAGGCAAUUGCAUUCCCCCGUACUUCAUCUUUCCCAGGAAGAAGUUCCAGGACCACUUUGUGAGAAAUGGUCCCAUUGGCUCUCAUGGUUCUGCAAAUAGCUCAGGCUGGAUGCAGGAUACAGACUUUCUGGCCUUUCUCCAGCACUUUGCCAGACACACCCGUGUGACCCUGGAGUCAAAGGUGCUUCUCCUCCUCGACAAUCAUUGGUCACACCUUUCUGUGGCAGCAAUUGACUUUUGUCGGUCAAACGGCAUAGUCCUUCUAUCGUUCCCACCCCACUGCUCACAUCGUCUCCAGCCACUUGACAGGAGUGUCUUUGGUCCACUGAAGCGAUAUAUAAACACGGCAGCAGAUCACUGGAUGAGAACACACCCUGGAAAAUCUUUGACCAUCUAUGAAGUUCCAAGCCUAGUGGCCACAGCUCUGCCACGAGCAGCGACACCCAGAAACAUAACGUCUGGCUUUGUGUGCACUGGCAUCUGCCCCUUUAACCCAGAUAUUUUUGAGGAGCAAGACUUUUCACCUGCCUAUGUCACCGACCGCCCUUUUCCUUCACUGGUACCAUGUGGUCCCACACCACAUUCCAACAAACACCCACUUAGCCAGAGCCUGUUUGAGGGAGGGCUGCUGCCAGAGUAUCCUGGUGGUUCAACCAGGGACGCCUGUUUAGAGUCUGCCAUCCCUAACCACCCAGCUGUCUGUUCAGCUGUCCCACUGAAGAAGGGGGAAGAUGUCUGCUUGAUGUCCCAGGGGGGGCGACAGGUACACUACUCUAGGCCUGAGUUCCAGGACUUCUGUCCAGGCAUUCAUUCCAGAAGCUGUACGUCCCUUUCCUAAGGCUGGUCCAAGAAAGGACACAAAACGAAGAGGCAAAAGGAGGUCAACGGCGAUCCUCACGGACUCUCCGGUGAGGGCAGCUCUGGAGGAGGAGCAAAAGAAGAGGAUCCAGAAGAAGCCGUCCGCUCCAAAGGAAAGGAUCCACAC
This is a messenger RNA of Sinocyclocheilus rhinocerous, 1321 nucleotides long. RefSeq lists its product as uncharacterized. The transcript is spliced from 7 exons. Gene Ontology annotation, cellular component: nucleus. Gene Ontology annotation, molecular function: DNA binding. Bases 20 to 1174 code for a protein of 384 amino acids. The record is from RefSeq and is a predicted model, not a curated record. NCBI's taxonomy places the organism in Eukaryota, Metazoa, Chordata, Actinopteri, Cypriniformes, Cyprinidae.